CUUGAACUUCAUUGAGGAUGUUCUGCCAUAGGUUUCUGACAGAUGUGACUAUGUUUUUGUCAAUGGCAAAGAAAUGAAAGGCAAGGUGAAUGCACUUGUGAACUUCACCUACCAGUAUCUGAGUGCUCCUCUGCAGAUCACGGUCUGGGUUCCACGCCUGCCCCUUCAGAUCGACAUUUCAGACACAGAACUGAGCCAGAUCAAAGGCUGGAGAGUCCCAGUUGUUUCCAACAAAAGGCCCACCAGGGACAGCGAUGAUGAGGAUGAAGACGAGCGGAAGGGAAGGGGGUGCACCCUGCAGUACCAGCACGCCAUGGUGCGGGUCCUCACCCAGUUCGUGGCUGAGGAUUCCAGCCCCUGGGGCCAGCUGAGCUACCUGCUGGGCUCAGACUGGCAGUUUGACAUCACAGACCUGGUGGUGGAUUUUAUGAAGCUGGAGGAUCCUCACAUUGCCAAGCUGCAGGAGGGCAGGAUCCUGAUUGGAAGGGAAGUAGGAAUGACGACGAUGCAGGUUUUGUCUCCUCUGUCUGACUCCAUCCUGGCAGAGAAGACAGUGACUGUGCUGGAUGACAAAGUGACCAUAACAGACCUUGGAGUGCAGCUGGUGUCUGGGCUCUCACUGUUCCUCCAGCCGAGUGCUGCCAGCAGUCGGGCUAUCGUGGCUACAACUGUUGCCCAAGAGCUUCUUCACACUCCUAAGCAGGAAGCUGUAGUGAGCACCUGGAUCCAGUUCAGUGACAGCUCUGUUACUCCCCUGGACAUUUAUGACCCCAAGGACUUCUCCCUCUCUGCCGUGUCGCUGGAUGAAGGUGUCGUCUCCACCCACCACAGCGCUGCCUUCAGGUGGCCGGUCGUGGCGGCGGAAGGCGAAGGCCAGGGCACGUUAGUCAAGGUGGACAUGAUGAUCUCCGAAGCCUGCCAGAAGUCCAAGAGGAAGAGCGUUCUGGCUGUGGGGAGUGGCAACAUCAAGGUGAAGUUUGGCCAGAACGACGCAGACUCCGAUGCGGGCGGGGAUUACGACGGCGACGAGAUCGAGAACCACGCGAGCGACCGGCGGCACAAGGCGUCGGAGCAGGAGCGCUACGGCCAGGACGGGCGGUACUACGGCGGCUCCUCGGCGGAGAGGGAGGAGGGCUCCGUCAGGAAAGCCAGCACCACGGCAAAGUCCAUCCUGAAAAACAAGGUCCUCAAAAACAACAGGCUGGACGGCGGCAAGCUCUCGGACGACAGCCAGCUGCAGAACAUUCCCAUAGACUUCACCAACUUCCCUGCUCAAGUGGACCUCCCCAAGGGCAGUGCGGGUGUAGAGGACAGCGACCUGGUGCAGACACCCAGGGGCCUUAGUGAUCUGGAGAUCGGGAUGUACGCGCUGCUGGGGGUCUUCUGCCUGGCAAUUCUAGUCUUCCUAAUAAACUGUGCAACAUUUGCACUGAAGUACCGCCACAAGCAGGUCCUGGUGGAAGGACAGACCACCAUGACCCAUUCCCAUGACUGGGUGUGGCUGGGGAACGAGGCAGAACUGCUGGAGAACACGGCAGAUGCGUCGCCUCAGCAGGACGAGCACACGACCAUCAUUGACCGGGGCUCGGGCAGCGAGGAGAGCAACCAGCUCCUCAAUGGCAGUGCUCAGAAGAACAUCCAGGGCCAGGUCCACAGGUGUGCAGACUCGGGGGGCAAGCCGGGGAAGGAACAGAAAUCGGAGGGUUUACAUUCGCCGACAUCCAAACGGAAGCGGGUAAAAUUCACCACGUUCACAACCAUCCCGCCCGACGACGGCUGCCCCACUGUCAACUCAAUCCUGAGUGGCAAUGACGAUGACAUUAAGUGGGUGUGCCAGGAUAUGGACCUGGGGGACUCCAAAGAGAUACGAAACUACAUGGAGAAGUUCAAAGACAAAGUGUAGCUCCUCGCUGGGGUUUUUUUUGGGGGGGGGGUUUAACCACACCUUGAUGCCUUCAGUUCUACAGUAUAUAUUGGGACAGGAGAGGGGGAGGGGAAGGGAUCACCAGGAGAAAUGAUGAGGCAGUUUUUAUAAUCAGGGAAAGAAAUUUGCCAAACUGUCCAUGGUUUGUUUUUGUUUGGUUUUUGUUUUUUUUUUCACUUUGUUUUGGGGUUUUUUUUUUCCAGUGGUUAUUCUGCUACUCAUGGAUUUAGGAAGUGGGAUCUAAAUAGCAGAAAGGAACAGGGAAAUGGUGUGACCAAUAUGAUGAACUGGACAAGAUGAGGUUGUGAAAAUUCAUUUUAUGGGUCAUACAAAUAAUAAUGAUAGUAUUGUUUCAAAGUACCAAAAAAAUAUCUGCAAAAAGAAAUGAGAGAAUAUAAGAGCAUGAAAACAAUAAGCAAGAGACAAACAAUAACUUUUUCUAUUUCCAGUAAAACAUCACAAUUAUGGGCAUAUGACCCACAAGGAGACUUUUUAGAUUGUUACUCAAGCCAUUUCUUUUCAUUCCUUCAUUUGAAGUGAAGAUGUGUCUUUGGCAUUACACAUGAAGGAGGAAGAAAUUACCUGGUAUUUUUAUUUUUACCUUUCCGUUUGUCUUGUAAAUUGAAACAGAAUAUAUUUCCCUCUUGUAUUUUUCUUUUAAAUAUCUUGAAGACAGGAAAAUUUAAAAUUCUUUAAGUUCACAGUGGGCCAAGAACAUCCAAGUUAGCUAUAAAUAGUCUCCUGUCAUUUAAAGAAUUCAAGGGAUAAGUAUUGACUAAUAAUUUCCGUGUGGUGUCUCUUCUGAAAACCUAAGCCUCCAUUUCACCCUUAGCUAGAAAGAUGUUCUGUUUGGAAGAAGUAUUCAUUUUCCUUUCAGGUUUGGAUUGUUUCUUUAGUUGCUCGUUUUAAAUUUCCACAACCAAAGUUCCUACUUUUCACCAAGGGAAGAAGGUGCUGUUUUAUGUUAGCUUUUAGAAGUACCAAGGAUGGGAGCUCCCCACUGGUGCAUUUUAAAUGUACCUGGAACUGAGACCAUCACAGGCCAAAUAUGUACAGCCUGGAUUUUAGUUUGGUUUGUUGUUUUGUUUUUUUUUUUUGCCAAGUUCAUGAAUUCAUAAUUUUGUGCUGUAAUUUUCUGUUUAUUCUAAUGCCACCAGCUCUCAUCAAGCUCUGAAAGCCAGAAGAAGAGUGGACAGAAAGACACUGAUUGCCCCCAAACUUUUAUUUCCUUGUACUGGGAGAGCUGGCCUCUGGACAGACUGUUGGGGAGAGGGAGGGGAAUAUUGCUGAAGCAAGACCAAGAAAUACCUGGAGCUAUUUUAUAGAUUUUUUUUUUAUUUUUUUUUUUCCAUUGGACCAGCUAAGACUGAAAGUUUUAGACUAGAUUGUAAAGCUGAUGUUUUGAAAAAACAAAUACCGACCCAGUAGUAAAUCGGAAGCAAAUACAAAAUAGAGUUUUAAUUCGUGGUGUAAACUGGCAGAACUGUGUUGACUCAGUGCCAGUUCCCAUUAAUGGAGGACACAGAUCAAAAUCUAUACAAUGAGGAAACCACUGUCAUCCAAAACCUCUCCUAACUAAAAGGAAGAUGGUAUACCCAGCCUUUGGAAAGCAGUAUUAUGUCCUGACUGUUAGCCAGAAGCACUUGCAUUGUCCUGUCUUUACCAUGUAUUGCGUUGUUUUGGGGUUUUUUUUUAAUUACUAAACUCAGUAGUUUGUUUUUUGUUUUUUUUUUUACUUGGACAAAAUCAAUCCUGCCACCCAGUAACAUAGAUGGACAUUUUAACAAGAUAUGCCUAGUAUGCAUUGUAGACUGAAAGAAUGUAAUAUUUAUUUAUACAUGUUAUACGAAUUGUAAUUAAAAUGCUUUACAUGGCUUGACAAA
Manacus vitellinus (golden-collared manakin) is the source of this 3807-nucleotide messenger RNA. RefSeq names its product transmembrane protein 132C. The record is from RefSeq and is a predicted model, not a curated record. The transcript has 5 exons. Lineage: Eukaryota; Metazoa; Chordata; Aves; Passeriformes; Pipridae. The coding region runs from base 74 to 1903 and encodes 609 amino acids.